This is a messenger RNA of Drosophila grimshawi, 1366 nucleotides long. RefSeq names its product PI-PLC X domain-containing protein 2. The transcript has 2 exons. The coding region runs from base 102 to 1058 and encodes 318 amino acids. The record is from RefSeq and is a predicted model, not a curated record. NCBI's taxonomy places the organism in Eukaryota, Metazoa, Arthropoda, Insecta, Diptera, Drosophilidae. Gene Ontology annotation, molecular function: phosphoric diester hydrolase activity. Gene Ontology annotation, biological process: lipid metabolic process.
AACGAUUACAGCUGUUAGUGGCCAAUACAAAUAGCUGGUAGUUUAAUUGAUUUCAAAACGUUGAGAUAAAAGCAACAUAAAUAUACCUGUCCACUGCCAGCAUGUCCAUGGAGAACUGGAUGCGCGAGCUGCCGGCCGAGCUGCGCGAUCUGUCAAUUGUAAAUUUAGCCAUUCCAGGUUCCCACAAUUCAAUGACUUAUGGAAUUGACAGCAACUCGCGGCUAGCACCCGAUGCGGAUAGCGCCAUACGUCGUUGGCAUCGCUUCUUUCCCUGCUUUGUGCGUCGCUGGUCCCGCAAUCAGUCGGCUAGCAUUUUGGACCAGCUGCAGUUGGGCGUGCGUUAUUUUGAUUUGCGUAUUGCACAAAAUGAGGGCAAAUUCUACUAUUGCCAUGGACUCUUUGCCAUGGAGGUGUUUGAGCCGUUGCACGAGCUGCGCCACUUUCUCGACACCCAUCCCGAGGAGGUGGUCAUACUGGAUUUGCAGCAUUUCUACGACAUGAACAUUAAGCAGCACCAGCAGCUGCAGAAGCAGCUGUUAGAGUUCUUCGAUCAUCGCUUGUAUGCGACAACAGAUGGUUCGCUGCUCGAGUGCACCCUUAAUCGGUGUGCUCAACUCAAGUGGCAAGUGGUGCUCAUAUGCAGACGCUGCCCGAUUGGCUUGCCCCCCUCAUUCUGGCCGAGUUAUGCGUGGCCAACGCCUUGGCCGAACACGGCCAGCAUUAAGAAACUGCAAUCGUUCUUGUCAGCGUCGUUGUUAUCACGUCAGCCCAAACAGGGUUAUGUGUCCCAGUGCCUUCUCACGCCCACGGGGCGUUAUAUUGCCUUGCGUUUCUUCUUCACGCUGAAGCGCACAGCGAAGCGAGUGGAUAAGAAACUAAAGCCCUGGAUAUUAGAGCAGUUUCCAGGACCCUUCGCUAGCGAUGAAGCACCUCGUGUAAAUGUCUUCUUGGCUGAUUUUGUUCACUUGAAGGAUGGUCAGUUCUGUGAAUGGGUUAUUAGCCUAAACAAUAAAAUGGAUCCGUCACAGGUUGAUCUAAUUGCGGAGAAGACUCUCUAAUCUCUAAUAUCUAUUUGUAUUUUAUAAUGCACAUUACGAAAACAAAAAAGUUUUUGUAUUUUUGUACGAAUAUUUUUAUUAAUUUUAUAUGGUGAUAUUUUUUUAAGUAUACAUUUUAUUAUGAAUGUAUGUUAUGUUGCUCUUAUAAGUCUAUUAUUAUUAUAUGAUUUAUUAUUUGCUUUAUUGAACGGAGUAAAAAAAAUGCAAAUUGAAAUGGAAACUUAAAUUAUUUUUAUAUUUUUGUACGCUCUACAAAAUAUACGAAAUAAAUUGUUAGCUUAAAUUAUUUUUAUAAUUUUUGUAUGCAC